AUGAGUAUGAAUUCGUCUCGCUCUGCGGGAUCGUCUGGCCAACGAUCGAAACGAAGCUUCAAUUCCAACUCUUCGAACCACUCCGCUAACAGUAACUCUAAGAAGAAGAAGACGACCAACCAGAAAACCCUAGGCGCAUCUUGGGGCGCCAAUUCUCUCUCUUCCUCUCGCUCCUCCUUCAAGAAAUCCCCAUUCUCCGAUUUCGGCAGUUACAUGGUAGAGAAGAACAGAAAACUCCAUAAUCAGUUUGAUAGUGAAGCUUCGAGUUCUUCGCAUAAUGGUUUAAAUACCGGGAAGAAUAUUUUUCGCGGGGUGUCUAUAUUUGUGGAUGGUUACACGGUUCCUUCCAGUCAGGAACUGCGAGGCUACAUGCUGAACUAUGGUGGAAGAUAUGAGAAUUACUUUUCGAGACAUCGUGUUACGCAUAUCAUUUGCAGUAAUCUUCCUGACAGUAAAGUAAAAAAUUUGAGGUCUUUCAGUGGAGGGCUCCCGGUGGUGAAACCCUCCUGGGUGUUAGAUUCAAUUUCUGCUAACAAACUCUUGAGUUGGGUUCCUUACCAACUUGACCAGCUUGCUUGUAACCAACCGAGGUUGUCAGCCUUCUUUGCUCCAAAAAUAAUCCAAGACUCUGGCGAUGCUUUGAGAGAUGCAGCUAAUCAAGUAAAAUACGAAAAUGAGGAUACAUCUUUGGUGGAAGCCAGAUUGGAAGAUGCUGACGAAUCUGAAGUGUGCAGGUCCACUGAACACAGAUGGCAAAUUAGUGGAGAAUCUGAUAACGUGAUGUUUGAGAAAAACAAUGAAGAAUCUGGUCAGGAGCUACAUAUUAGUAGUGUAAAAGAUUGUGAAAUGAGAAUAGUAGAAAUGACUACUUCGGCUGCAGAAGAUGAUGGCAGUGUAAAAGAUGAGCUUCAAUAUAGUACCCACCAAACAUCUGCGUCGCUAGCAGCUGCCGCUUGCCAACCUCUUCAAAUGCUGGGUCUAAUCAAAGUCAUUCAACUCUUGGGGAUCCCAAUUUUGUGGAAAACUAUUUCAAGGGAAUCAAGGAAGUUGCGUAUGAUGGGUGUUUCAGGCUUAGUAAUUGAGAUGAAACUAACGUAUUUGCUCAUACCGUUUGAGAACCUUCCAAUGUUGAGUUAUAUCUGUCAUAUGGUUCUAGUGAGCUCAAGGCUGCACUUCAUAGGAACAUGGAGAAAUCGGUAUCGUAAGCGCUUUCCCAGAUCUUCUAAAGGGUUUAAGAGCACAGAGCCUAAUCUUAGUGCUUCUGCUAGUUCCACUGCCAUUAUACAUAUUGACAUGGACUGUUUUUUCGUGUCAGUGGUCAUCAGGAAACGUUCUGAGUUGAAGGAUAGGCCUGUAGCUGUAUGCCAUUCUGAUAGUCCAAAGGGAACUGCUGAAAUUUCAUCUGCGAACUACCCUGCUCGAGAUUAUGGAGUGAAGGCUGGGAUGUUUGUUAGAAAUGCCAAGGCUCUUUGUCCACACCUUGUCAUUAUUCCAUAUGAUUUUGAAGCUUAUGAGGAGGUAGCUGAUCAGUUCUAUGACAUCUUGCAUAAGCACUGCAAUAAAGUACAAGCAGUAAGCUGUGAUGAAGCAUUUUUAGAUAUCACAGACGCAGAAGGGGUAGAUCCUGAGGUGUUAGCUUCAACAGUAAGAAAAGAGAUCUUUGAGAAAACAGGAUGCACUGCAAGUGCUGGCAUAUCCAGAAAUAUGCUCAUGGCUCGUCUUGCCACUAGAACGGCAAAACCAGAUGGUCAAUGCUACAUUUCUCCUGAAAAGGUGGAUGAUUAUUUACAUCAACUUCCAAUCAAAGAACUUCCCGGAAUAGGACACACUUUAGAGGAGAAGUUGAAGAUGCAAAAUGUUCAGACAUGUGGACAGCUGCGUAUGAUUUCAAAGGACUCUCUUCAAAAGGACUUUGGAAUGAAAACUGGGGAGAUGUUGUGGAAUCAUAGUAGGGGCAUAGAUAAUCGGCUAGUUGGGUUGAUUCAGGUUUGGAAAAGAACAUACCUUGGAGAUCAACUGCUUGCUUUCUAUAUUUAUGUUUCAUAUGACCCUGUUCUCUUUCCAACUCUCCUCUUUUGCAUUGAAUUCCCCACUCCAGUUCUGCAAGAGCAAUUUUUAGUCAGUACUUCCUCUCAAAUCUUUGCAAGGAGGUUUCUUUUGCGCUUGCAAGGAUGUGGAGUGCUGGGGCGUACUUUUACCCUUAAGAUUAAAAAAAGAAGAAAAGAUGCAGGGGAGCCAGUGAAGUAUAUGGGCCACGGAGACUGUGAAAACUUGAGCCACUCUGUCACGGUUCCAGUUGCUACUGAUGAUGUGGAAGUGCUUCAGAGAAUAGCAAGGCAGCUCUUUGGGUCUUUCUCUAAAGAUGUUAAGGAGAUUCGGGGCAUUGGCUUGCAAGUUUCCAAGCUUGAGAAUGCGGAUACUUCAAAGCAAGGUUUUGGAAAAAAUUCUUUGAAAUCAUGGCUCAUGUCUGCCUCAAGGAAUACAGAAGAGCAAUCUAAUUUCCAUUCUGUAGCUGGGGAGAGGGUGAAUGUAGCUUUCACAGUGGAUCAUCUUACAGAUUGUGAGGAUCGGAGAACUGAUGGAACUUCAGGGCAGUUAUGUGAUGAUUCACUUGGUAUUCAAACUCCAGUAGGCAAUCAUCAGUCUAGUGGUGAACCUACUCUGAACCAGGUUUCAGCACCACCGCCUUUAUGUCAUCUUGAUUUGGGAGUUAUUGAGAGCCUUCCUCCAGAAAUAUUUACAGAACUAAAUGGAAUCUAUGGCGGGGUGUUAGUUGAUUUUGUUGCUAAAAAUAAACGAGAAAAUACCAGUGCUACUGUGUCACAUAAACAAGCAAAUGGUGCAAGGAAUGGGGGUGGGAGACCUCUCUUUAGUGAUGUGGUCCCCGGGAAUGAAAUAGCAGUAGAAAACCAGCAAUCAGUUGUGGAAAAACAAGCAAUUCCUUCUUCUGUGGGAGAGUCCUAUCAUGUGGCAGUUUCCACAUCAGGUCCUGGAAACACUGAUAUCAUGCCUUCAUCUUUAAGUCAAGUAGAUACCUCAGUGUUGCAACAAUUGCCUGAAGAACUGAGAGUUGACAUACUUGAGCAGCUUCCUGCGCACAGGAGACAUGACGUAUCUUCAAGUGCUGCGUUGGGCCCUCUUGUAGAAAAGCCUAUCGAAUCAUUAGAUGUGAGUAAUGGGGAUCAUUCUGGACCAAGUGAUCCUGCUUUGAACCACACACUUUGGAUUGGAAACCCUCCUGGGUGGGUUGAUGAGUUCAAAUCCAGCAAGUGCAUGGUAUUAAAUAUUAUUGCUGAGAUGUAUUACAAAUCAGGGUCAAGUGGAAAUUUAUCUGCAAUUCUGCGAAAUACUAUCUUGGAAUCUCAUUAUCCUCUGGAUUCAAGUUCUGACAGUUGGAUUGAAGCUGUAUACAGCUUCUCUGAGCUUCUCAGGCAAUAUAUUAAGUCAAAGAUUGACUCAGAUAUUGAAGAGAUCUAUGUUUGUUUUCGUCUUCUUAGAAGGUUUACAAUGAAUUCAAAAUUUUUCUUACAAGUAUACAACAAUGUCUUUCCUUAUCUUCAGGCAUCUGUCACUGAGAGCUAUGGAGGAAACUUGCACAUUUAG
Prunus armeniaca (apricot) is the source of this 3603-nucleotide messenger RNA. The record is from the annotation of a GenBank genome assembly. NCBI's taxonomy places the organism in Eukaryota, Viridiplantae, Streptophyta, Magnoliopsida, Rosales, Rosaceae.